Messenger RNA from Manduca sexta (tobacco hornworm), 1252 nucleotides. It is a transcript of the gene EMC5, whose product is annotated as membrane magnesium transporter 1. The record is from RefSeq and is a predicted model, not a curated record. NCBI's taxonomy places the organism in Eukaryota, Metazoa, Arthropoda, Insecta, Lepidoptera, Sphingidae. The coding region runs from base 152 to 502 and encodes 116 amino acids. The transcript is spliced from 3 exons. Gene Ontology annotation, cellular component: EMC complex; Golgi apparatus; plasma membrane.
UCAUGUCAACUUUGUCAAUUCACUAAUGCCAAAGUCAAAACCUAAUUAGAAUACCUACUUAGUAAUUGUUGCUAAAUAUUGUAAAACGAUUAAAUAAGAACGUUGUUGAGAGUAAUAUAUGUGUUUGUUUUAAAUCUAUAUAUAUUUAGAAAUGGCUUCAUUCCACAAGAUCAUAGUCAUAGUUGGGUUUAUAUCACUUUUCCAUUCAGCAUUCUCAGCAGCACAACAUCGAUCAUAUCUUCGAAUAACAUCGCAAGAAUUUACAACAUUGCCUUUAGAUAUCGUAGUGCAAGCAGUUGUCAGCCUUUUUGCAGUAAUGUGGGGAGUUCUAAAUGUAGCUGGAAACCUUCGAGAGAUCCAUGCAGCAGCAGAAAUGAAUCAAGUUUGCUGGGAAACACAGCAAAACAUUCCUUCAUUUUACAUAUUCAAUCAUAGAGGGAAAGCACUGGCGUACAAUUACGUACCGAGCUUAGGGAAGGCAGAACUAGAAAAUUUAGAAUAGUUUAAAUUAUUAAUUGUGUUGUCUGUUCCCACCAAUCUCUGAAUCAGACAGCUAAUUGUAAACUCAUUAUAUAGCAAUGUGAUAUGACAUUUAAGCAGGAUAAUGUUGCAUGUCUUGUACAGCUAUAAACAUUACACAUCAAGGGAUGAAAGAUAUAAAAUACUUUGCAGUAAAUAUUGUACAUAAGAAUGAAAACACUGAUGGUAGGGUAUUUGUAUUCAUUAUAGCAAUCACCUUAAACAAGGUGUAAAAGAACAGUUUUAUAUGUAUCACAGUUUGUACUAUAAGCCUGUUUUUAAUAUGUAGACAUUGGUUUUAAUUUCAUAUAUGUACUUUAAUAUAACCUAAAUGAAUUAAUUAUUACUCUAAAUUAUGAUGUAUGUGUGUAUCGUAUAUGCAAUUUCGAACAAGCCUACACUGUCAACCACUGAGGGAGGGAACACUCUCUGGACCCCAUUUAGCUUACCAUUAGGUGUAGUUGGGUCUCUUUGCUGUACCCACUAAAAAAAAACAUAUAAGUCUAUCUCUCACACCUAUAUUUUGUUGCCGGCUUGCUGAUUCUCCUUGUGUAAUAUUUACUGCCAAGUACUAUAAAUGUGUUUGCCAUUCGAGGUCUACUUAGAGUACUGGAAACAAGCAUUAAUCAGUUUAGUUAUAAGAAUAAGUUGUUACACAAAGAAAAUGUUAUUUAUUUCAUGAGGUAUUUGGUUCAGUUAUCGAUUCAAUUGUAUUACACAUUUUUUUAUAUAA